Scomber scombrus (Atlantic mackerel) is the source of this 5729-nucleotide messenger RNA. Its product is annotated as ras-related protein Rab-14-like. Gene Ontology annotation, cellular component: recycling endosome; trans-Golgi network; Golgi apparatus. Gene Ontology annotation, biological process: endocytic recycling; defense response to bacterium; phagosome maturation. The record is from RefSeq and is a predicted model, not a curated record. Bases 143 to 790 code for a protein of 215 amino acids. Gene Ontology annotation, molecular function: GTP binding; GTPase activity. NCBI's taxonomy places the organism in Eukaryota, Metazoa, Chordata, Actinopteri, Scombriformes, Scombridae. The transcript has 8 exons.
UUCCGGAGAAGAAGAAUCGCGGAAGAGGAGUUUGCUUUCUCUGACGGCUCAGCAGCAAAGCUAACAAGCUAACCAGCUAGCAGAGAUAAUAUCUGACCCUCCUGUUUCCAGAGCAGACAGACAUCCAGACUGAAGCUUCAAGAUGACAGCAGCACCUUACAACUACUCCUACAUCUUUAAAUACAUCAUCAUAGGUGAUAUGGGAGUAGGGAAGUCUUGUCUGCUGCACCAGUUCACAGAGAAGAAAUUCAUGGCCGACUGUCCUCACACCAUCGGCGUGGAGUUCGGCACGAGGAUCAUGGAGGUCCACGGCCAGAAGGUGAAGCUGCAGAUCUGGGACACGGCCGGUCAGGAACGAUUCAGGGCCGUCACCAGGUCCUACUACAGGGGGGCCGCCGGGGCCCUCAUGGUCUAUGACAUCACCAGGAGAAGUACUUACAACCACUUGAGCAGCUGGUUGACGGACGCCCGAAACCUGACCAAUCCAAACACAGUGAUAAUUCUGAUUGGUAACAAGGCCGACCUCGAGGCUCAGAGAGACGUGACGUACGAGGAGGCCAAACAGUUUGCUGAGGAGAACGGUUUGCUGUUUCUAGAGGCCAGUGCUAAAACAGGGGAGAAUGUGGAGGAGGCUUUCCUUGAGGCAGCAAAGAGGAUUUACCAGAACAUCCAGGACGGCAGUCUGGACCUGAAUGCUGCCGAGUCAGGAGUCCAGCACAAGCCAUCGGCGCCUCAGGGAGGCCGCCUCAACGCCGACAGCCAGCCGGCCAAAGAAGGCUGCAGCUGCUAACCUCAGACAGAAACUACAGACCCGACAGACAGACCAACAGACACAGACAGAUCCACAGAGAACCCCUCUCCGCCUGGCACUAAUAUGCUUCUUCUAUCCAGAGCGUGUCCAACAGGAUUUAGCCGGAUUACAUCGAUUUAAUGCAGUGAUCCAGUCCAACCACCUGUAGUCAGAUCCAGACCUCAGACACCCACAGACCCAUCUAGAAACCUUCAACUAUCCAAACAUCUGUGGUCUCAUUCCAGCUCACUCACUAGUCCACUAUCCAGACCGCCAUCAGCCUAUAACCCCGCCCACUUGGCCCAAACCUCGGCCAAUCCAGACCAUUAGAAACAGCAACAGGACAGCUGUCAUCCCACCAAGACUUGACUCCCCUCCGGACCGCCGUUGGCCCGGGUCAAGCAAUAAUUAUUUAAGUUUGGGACUACACCCUCAUGCCCCCAGAGACAAAUUAAGAUGCAAGGCUCCAAUUUGGACCAAACCUACAGCCCAAAUCUGGACUACACCAAAUUCGGUUGACCCCAGUUCCAAAUCUUGCAAUGAACAGAUCCAGAACCCAACCAUGAACAUCUUUAGCCCACAUUCCUGGCCCAAACUUAGGCCAAUCCUGACUAGAGAAUCCCCAGACCUUUCUUCUCCACACCUGAGACACCGUUGACCUGAUUGAAACUCUACCUUUGUCCCACAUGCAAAAGGCCAAAUACAGAUACAAAGCUUCAAAUCUGGACUUCAUUCACUAAAACAAGAUCGUCUUUAUUCACAUGUGUACAUCGUUGUAGACCGACCAGAGCAAAGGUUCAAGCUGGACUGCACUUGGACCACCUUCAUCCCAGAUCAAGGCAUUAUAAGCCCAGAAUCAGCUCAAUCAACCCUCUUUUUAAAGACUGGACUUAUCUCUGACUCUCAGACUGUUUCCCUGCCCAGGAGCAUGAUCCUUAUAUGAGCAAGGGUAGUCUACAUUUUGAAGUACCUGAACAGCCCAAACCUGGACUACAUUGCACUGAAAUUCGAUCACCCUUGUUCUAAAUUUGGGCCUUGCUAUGGGCAAAUCCAGAGGCCCCAAACCCAGUUUAAUUCAGACUGUUCUAAACCCAGAGGAGGACAGUAUUCAGCCUUUCACCAAGAUGAACCCCUAUUGUCAAGACUGGACUACCCACAUGUGCCCAGGGACAAAUCAAAAUGUUGCACCAUUUCGGACCAACCUGCAGCCCAGAUAUCUACCACACUGGAUCAGUCACAGCACCAGAUCUGUUGGCCCGACUCCAGUGAAGGUUUAACUCCCCUCAUCCCAGAUGCGAUACACCGCUGUCUUUAGAGACAAAUAAAAGGUACAAGGCUUAGUGUUGGACUGUCCUGUAGACCACAUCUGGACUAUAUACUUCACCAUAUUACAGACCAUGCUUGUUCCAAAUCGGACUCAGAUCCUCAGCUCGGCCGUCGGUCCAAUCAAACCUUCAGAUCAACACCACACGGUCAAAUUAAGAACAACCAUGGCUAUAAAUCUAGAUCAUCUGACACACGCUCUUCAUAUGAAUGUUUGGAUUUAUUUUUGUAUUUUUGUUCCAACACGUCCUACAUCUAAACCCCAACCCCCCCCGCCUCCCUCAGGAAAUCUGUUAUUCGUUCAUUCUUUUCAUCCCUUCCUCUGCUCAACUUCAUGUCAGCUCCUCGUUUCACACAUUCUCAGUCGACGCUCUUCAACAUGUGCUGCUGCGCUUUCUGAGAUUUUCUGCCCGAUAGUUUGGUUUAUUUAUUCCUUCAGUGGUUUGUAUGUAGAUUAAACCAUGUUAACGUGGGUCAAACACACAUUUUACACUGUUGUUAAUGUGCAUUGGAGACUUUUGAAACUUGUAAACUGUUAAAACUGUUGUUUGUGUCUCUAAGGAGCUCUGGAGGCAUUUUCACUAAUCUCACAGGUGUUUGACUUCUGUCCAGUCAGGUUAAACGAUCUGUUGACUCAUCACGGUUAAUACGACUAAGCCUCUGAAAAUAGUCGUGUCACUGCGUCUAAAGUCUGCAGAAAUAACCCAGAGAAUGUAAUUUGUCAGAGAAGUUAUUGAGUUGAUUUAUAGACGUUGGGGAAUCCAGGAUUGUUGGAGCUCGACCGAUAAUAGGGGCAAAAAAGUCAGGAAAUGUGUCUCGCUUCUGCUCCUUUUACUUUAUAAGAAUGCGAUAUUAGAAAAAAGCCUUAAUAUGCUUCAAAUGAACUAAUUUGUAUGAUGUGUCAUCUGAUUAUAUUUAAGGAUUAUCUCAAAGGGACCUGAGGAGAAGUUGGACUCUCUCGGGUCUCAUUUAUCACACGAUGGUUCAUAGACAGGAUUUUGAAAGUCUGAACUAUCUUAAAGUAAUAUUUUAAUUUCCCCGACGACAUGAAGGCGACAUCUUUAAUAUUUAUUGAUAGUUCAGUUGAGCGAUUCAGCGACUGAUUGAAGGAGAUGAUGAAGAACACAUUGGACUUGAACCAGAAUGUCACUGCUAAUUAUUCUCAUUAUUUUUUAAACAGUUUCCAAAUAUAUUAAAUGUAAUUGAUGCAUAUUUGGUGGAAGAAAAAUAGAUUGUUUUUUAACGUAAAUGCAUUCCUCUUGUUUCUGGUUCAUUGUAGAAACUAAACUAAACAUAAUCCUGCAAAAAUUAGCCCAAUAAAAGUCUAAAUAACACAUUAAAAACAAUAAAAUACUACUUUUAAAAUCUUAAAGGUGCAAUAUGUAACAAGUUUAGAUUAAAACUUUUCCAAAUGAACUAAAAUUAUCAACAGAAUGUGAAGAAAUAAGUUUUGAUGCCAAAGAAGUUAGGCCCGUUCUGUCCUGUAAUACCAAUUUGUACCUUUAGGAGGCGAUAGUGAGUCCGGUCUGCACUCAGUCCAACAUGAGAGGAAGAGGAAGAAGAAGAAGAAGAAGUAACUUUUCCUCUUCUGGGUUAAUUUAUUCAAGCAAACGUUAGCUCAGCGUUAUCGUACUUAGUCCUACUUACUUAGUUUCUUAGCUAACGGAGCAAUGAUGAUGCUCUAUUGAUGCAGCGCUAGUGUAAUGUAACGUAGCGGAAACCUUAACUUUCUGACAUUUGACAGUUUUAACAUAUUGCACCUUUAAAGGGACAUUACGACUUAUUACGAGCAUAUUGUAAAAGAUUAUGCGCCACGAAAUAAACAAAAGAAACGCGAUCUUUCGUUUACCUUUGAUUGCCCCGAUGUCCUGAAGUGCGUCAACGUUUCUUCUUACUUUUCUUCUAACUUCUACGUCAUCGGCUCCAUUUUCGGUUCUGUCAGGUUUAACUCGGUCAGGCGUUAAAAUUUUGUCCUUUUUUGAGAACAGAAAAAAAGAAGAAAAAAAUCAUUCCAGCGUUAACUUUAACUUUUAGCUUAGAAACAAACACACACAAAAAAACUGCGAAAAUGUAGCUUCACUUUAUUUUAAUGCUCUGGAAAAAAUACGUAAAAGUUGCUUUAAUUGAUAUUUUGGUCAUAAACCGACUGUUAUGAUGCGUAACAUUUUAACCUUCCUGUCGUCCUCCCGGGUCAAAUUGACCCCGUCUGUUUUUACUGUUUCUUCUCUCUCUCUUUCCUUCCUCUCUCUUUCCUCCCUUCCUUCUUUCCUUCCUCCCUCCCUCCCUCCUUCCUUCCUUCCUUCUUUCUUUUCUUUCCUCCCCUCCUUUCCUUCCUUCUUCUUCCCUCCCUCCCUCCUUUCCUUCCUUCCUUUCCUUCCCCCCUUUCUUCUUUUCUUCCUUCCUUCCUUUCCUUCCUCCUUCCAUCCUCCCUUCCUUCCUUGACUCGAGAACAACAGGAGGGUUUAAUUAAUUAAUUACAUCAGAAAUAUUAAAAAUCUACAUAUUUUACCUCCUUUUAAAGAUUGGAAAUGUAAAUGAUUGAGAGGUUUAUGCAAUUCUAAGUUAAAGUAUGUUAAAAAUGUGAUAGUUAAUAAUGAUAAAAAUCUAAAAUUGUGAGUUUUAAAAGUCAGGCCCCUCUGUGGUUUUUGGGUUUUUUUGGCGAGUCUCUCUCUCGUGUACAGAACCAGUCAGAGCGGGAGUUUCCCAUCGAGUUUAAAUACCUGUUGCUUUGUGUCCAGAUGUGUUUCCACUCUGGAGCAUCUGUCCACAUCUGUCUGGGAAAGAGAUCAGAGCUGCUUUUUACUUCUUUCGUUGUCCUCUGAUUGGUGGACAGCAGCCUUCUUCUUCUUCUACUGUGAUGCUUGAUUUUAUGAAUGAAGCCGAAGCCCCUCUCCCUCCCCAACUGUACAAAUAUACACAAAUAUACACAACUGAAGGUUUUUUUUUGGAGAAACAUCAACACGCAUUAACCUGCACGCUGCAUCGGCCGGGAGGGGUUGGUUUUUCUUUUUCUUUCUUUCUUUCUUUUUUUUUUUUUUUUUAAAUUUUACUCAGAAAUAAAGAUUUAAAAAAGUUUCUAGGGACCAAAAAAAGUCCAAAAAAUCAACAAGAAUUCACUAAAGAAAAAUGUUUUAUUGUGAGCGCCGCCUUAAAGUCCCCCCCCCCUCCCCGCCAAAAUAAAAUCACACAAGCAUUAAAUUGAAGGAGUAAUACUCAAAGGAGAAGCGUGUCGUCGCCCUCUAGUGGACAAAAUAGGUAAAUUCACAAAACUAAUUAAUUAAAUGCUCGUAAAAAUAAAGCGUUUUAAUGGUUAUACUGAUCGGCCUGAUGGGGGCGCUGUGAUCAGGCUGAACAGAUGUAACCCCACCCCCCCCCUGCUGGCUGUAUCGUGCUCUGACCAUUUUUCUUUCUUUUCUUUUUUUUUUCCUUCCUGUAAUGUUUUGUUGAUUUUUGAUCCGUCUGCUAAAAGUAACAAAUGUGCUUCUUUCUGAUUUGUUGACUAUUUAUAUUCUAAAUGAUGACGUAAUGAUUUUCUUCGAGCUGUACCUCUCAUUGUACAACCAUGGGGAUUCAGUAAUUUGUAAAUAAAGUAUAUAUACUGUAUAUACUCUAAAGG